Acanthosepion pharaonis is the source of this 2196-nucleotide messenger RNA. NCBI's taxonomy places the organism in Eukaryota, Metazoa, Mollusca, Cephalopoda, Sepiida, Sepiidae. The record is from the annotation of a GenBank genome assembly.
AUGGAUACCACAACAGAAGACACAAACGGCUUAGAGGGAAUUGAUCCUGUUCCUAACCUUGGAGUCUUGGAUCUUACAUCUGAAGACUUUCUUCUGGAUGAAGUGGAUCUCCACAUACAACAAAAUCUGGAGGAUGAUAUUGUAAAAGAAGCUUUGAAAACUGGAGUUGACUUACGACAAUAUUCUAAACAGAUUGAAAAAGAGUUACUUGAAGUUGAAAAUGCCUCAAUACAAGACUAUAUUAAGGAAAGCCAGAAUAUUGCCAGUCUUCACAAACAGAUAGCAGCAUGUGAUACCAUUCUUGAGAGAAUGGAACAAAUGUUGAAUGGGUUUCAAACAGAUCUGAGCAGCAUCAGCAAUGAGAUUCAAACACUCCAAGAAGAAUCUAUCGCUAUGAAUAUAAAGCUGAAAAACAGACAGGCUGUUCGCGGAGAGCUAAGCCAGUUUGUAGAUGAAAUGGUCAUUCCAGAAUCCAUGAUAUCACAUAUUGUCGAUACCCCAGUAACUGAGCGUGAAUUUAUGGAACAACUACAUGAGCUGAAUCACAAGAUCAACUUUGUGAAGGAGCAGUCGUUCAAAGAGGCACGCUCUUGCCAGGAUGUCCGUGAUAUACUGGAGAAGCUGAAAAGCAAGGCAUUAAGUAAAAUCCGUGAAUUCCUUUUGCAAAAGAUUUAUUCCUUCAGAAAGCCAAUGACCAAUUACCAAGUUCCACAGAAUACAAUGCUAAAAUUCAGAUUUUUUAAUGAGUUCCUUAUGAGCCAUGAACGACAGGUAGCAAAAGAAAUUCGAGAUGAGUAUGUGGAUACAAUGAGUAAAAUUUAUUAUUCAUACUUCAAGGGCUACACAAGCAGGCUGAUGAAAUUACAGUAUGAAGAACUUGCUGACAAAGAUGAUUUGAUGGGAGUAGAAGACACAGCCAAGAAAGGUUUUUUUGCUACCAAACCAUCUUUAAAGAACAGAUCUACAGUUUUCACUCUUGGUGAUCGAGGGGAGGUACUGACUUCACAGCUGGAAGCUCCUGUUAUUGUACCACAUGCUGCCCAGAAAAAUGAGACACGAUACACUUUUGAGAAAUUAUUUCGCAGUCAACACUACACCCUGAUGGACAAUUGUUGUCGCGAGUAUCUAUUCAUUGUCGACUUUUUCAUGGUCUCCACUUCGGGCACCCCAGCACAAGAUCUUUUUAACAACAUCAUGGGUAAAACACUGUCUAUGUUUUUGAAACACAUGGAGGUCUAUACAAAUGACUGCUAUGAUUCUAUUGCUAUAUUCCUAUGUAUACAUAUCAUCAAUCGUUACCGCAGCAUCAUGCUUAAGCGCAAUGUACCAGCUCUGGAGAGGUACUGGCAAACGCUUCAGGACAUAAUGUGGCCCAGAUUCAAGUAUAUUCUUGAGUUGAAUAUACAUAGUGUCAAGGAAUGUGACCCCCAGAAACUUGGACAUAUCGAUGUACGGCCCCAUUAUAUCACACGUCGGUACGCUGAGUUUUCAGCUGCUAUCGUGGGUAUCAACCAGUCAUUCCCCGAUGAGAAGGUGCACCAGUUGUUGGGCCAGCUCCAAAUUGAAGUGGAAAACUUUGUCCUUAAAAUGGCAGCUGAGUUCCCUCAGCGGAAGGAACAGCUAGUCUUCCUCAUCAACAAUUAUGACAUGAUGCUUAAUGUCAUCAUGGAGCGGACAGAAGAUUCUAAAGAGUGUGAAAGUUUCCAGGAAUUGCUCUCAGCCCGUACUCAAGAGUUUAUUGAAGAAGUGCUGGCGCCACACUUUGGAGGAAUGAUCACUUUUGUCAAGGAAUGUGAAGUCAUCAUUGAAAAGGAUAACAUUGAUCAUUUAAAGAAUGAAGAACGAAGAGUCCAGCAGAUUGUACGUGGUUUCAAUGCAGACUGGAAGAAAGCCAUUGAACUAAUCAACCAAGACGUGAUGCGUUCCUUCACUAAUUUUAAAAAUGGGACUCAGAUUUUGCAGUAUACAAUUCGGAAAGAAAGAGACAGGUCUGUCUCUCUCCUUUUCCUCCUCUCUUCCCCCCUCUCUCCUUCUCCUCUUCUCUCUCCUUGUCUUUCCUUCUCUCCCUCUGCUUCUCGUUCUCUCUCUCUCCCUCUGCUUCUCCUUCUCCCUCUCUCCCUCUGCUUCUCCUUCUCCCCUCCUCCCUCUCCUUCUGCUCCUCCCUGUCUUUCUCUCUCUCCUCUCUCAUAUAGAUAG